Molecule: messenger RNA, 318 nt
Organism: Colletotrichum tamarilloi
Lineage: Eukaryota; Fungi; Ascomycota; Sordariomycetes; Glomerellales; Glomerellaceae
Product: cytochrome P450 ClCP1
Exons: 2
Coding region: 1-318 (105 amino acids)
Molecular function (GO): monooxygenase activity; iron ion binding; oxidoreductase activity, acting on paired donors, with incorporation or reduction of molecular oxygen
Source: RefSeq, a predicted model, not a curated record
AUGGUCACAUCUUCGUCAUACUUCAAGGAUUCCUUCAGCUUCCGCCCCGAGAGAUUCCUCGGAGAUCCAGAGUUUGCCACAGAUAACCGUGAUGCAUUCCAGCCAUUUCACAUCGGAGCUCGGAAUUGUUUGGAAGAUUUUGCUGACCCGAACAACUUAGCUUAUGUCGAAAUGCGACUUAUUUUGGCGCAUCUGGCUUGGAACUCUGACAUGGAGCUGGCGGAAGAAAGUCGUGGAUGGGCGGAGAAACAGAAGGUUUACAGCCUUUGGGAAAAAGGUCCUCUGAAGGUUCGCCUGAGCCCAGUCCAGAGAGUUUAA